UAUAGUCGGUGAAAAGUCGAAAGCACACCCGACCCGUUUCCAAGCUUCUCUUUUCUGCGUUUUCUGUUUUCAUUUUCAACUUUGCAUCGCUCCACCCACGAAGAAGAAACAAACUUCGAGUAAUUUUUUGUUGAAAUCGAUCAUCAACAAAUCAAAAAAUGGCGUUGAAGUUUCUGAACAAGAAGGGUUGGCACACCGGAAGUUUACGGAACAUCGAAAACGUUUGGAAAGCGGAACAAAAGCAUAACGCAGAAGAGAAAAAACUUGAUGAGCUUCGAAAACAAAUUCAAGAAGAACGCGAACGCAGCGAGUUUCGUCUUCUUCAGGAAAAAGCUGGCCUUGUUCCUCAUCAGGAGAGGCUAGAGUUUUUGUAUGAUUCGGGGUUGUCUGUUGGUAAGACAUCUGAAGGUUUCAAAGCGCUUGAAGCUUUGCCCAAAUCCGAUGCAACCGAUGCGCCUUCUUCUUCCGCUUCUAAGCAGGAAGCAAGUGUUCCCGGAGCUUUGUUUGAGGAUAAGCCUCAAUCUGCUAAUGAUUCUUGGAGAAAGCUUCAUUCUGAUCCAUUGCUUAUGAUUCGCCAGCGUGAACAGGAAGCACUUGCAAAGAUUAAAAAUAACCCUGUUAAGAUGGCCAUGAUCAGAAAAUCAGUUGAAGAAAAGGAACACAAGAAGAAAGAUAAAAAGAAGAAGCAUCGAUCCAGUAAAUCAAAGCAUAAAGAAAAGUCUGAUUCAGAAGAUGACAUUGGUGAAAGGAGAAAAAGAAAGGCCAGUGAUGAAGACUUUGACAAAAAGUGUCACAAGGCUCAAUCAGAUUCAGAGAAUGAAUCAAGUGAUGAAGAAAGGAAGAGAAGGAAAAGUCACUAUGACGACAAAAAAUAUAGAGAAGGAUCACCCAGUCACCACCAAAGUCAUAGCAAAGUCAAAGAUUAUAAAGAAGAUGUUGAUAACAGAAGGAAGAAUCACUAUGAAGAUAGAAAAUACAGAGAAAGAUCACCCCGUCACCACCAGAGUCAAAGCAAAGUCAGAGACUAUAAAGAUGCUGAUGACAGGCAUGAUAGCAAGUUGAAGUCAGGAAGACAUGCUCCAGAAGGUCAGUCCAAUUUUGAUGUCUCUAAAAGGGGGAAUAGGAGCUUUCGAGAACCAAGUUCUACCAGAUCUUCUGCUAAUUCACUUGAACGUGAGUCACACUAUAAGCGGAGAAAUAUGGCUCCUAAGCUUUCAGAAGAAGAGAGGGCUGCUAAACUUAGGCAGAUGCAACUUGCUGCCGAGUUACAUGAAGGGGAGAGAUGGAAACGUAUUAAGAAGGCUGAGGAGACUGAUGCACAGGAAGCAAUCCAGAACACUAGUUCUGUAGGCAAGAAUUUCUUGGAUACUGCUCAAAAAAGUAUAUAUGGUGCUGCAGAAGGGGGGAGCGCAUCUAUAGCCGAGAGUAUCCAACGGCGGACUCAUUAUUCUCAAGGAAGAUCUGGAGGUGAAGGCAAUGCAUUUAGGCGGUAAACAUUGCCUGUGGUGUUUUCAUCACUUAAUUUUAGUUAUUUGUCCCCAGACCUCUCUUUCACAUGGUUUCUCGUCCUUGUACCAACAUUCGAUUCAUUCUGUGUAUCAAAUAUUGGAAUGGAUCCUCUGAGAAUAUAAACAUGAUAAUGUCAAAUGUUGUAAUAAUGAGAUAUUAUUAUCAUGUUAAGAAUUCGUAGUUUGUCCUUUCAUGAUUCAAAAUUUUCAAUAUUGUGAUUUUGAAGUAUUCAUGUUUGAUCUGAGACAUACUGUUUCCGUAUACCGCCAAUCUACCAUACUGGUUAUUUCUGCUGGAGUUAUGUAUGUUAAGAUGUGUGUACUAUAAGAACAUUCUGUUGUGGCUACCUCGUUUUACAUACCAGGAUGGUUCUUUAUCUUAAUUUUUUUAUAUCAAUGUAAUUCUUUAUUUUAUUU
Molecule: messenger RNA, 1925 nt
Organism: Trifolium pratense (red clover)
Lineage: Eukaryota; Viridiplantae; Streptophyta; Magnoliopsida; Fabales; Fabaceae
Product: pre-mRNA-splicing factor CWC25 homolog
Exons: 4
Coding region: 159-1493 (444 amino acids)
Biological process (GO): mRNA splicing, via spliceosome
Cellular component (GO): U2-type spliceosomal complex
Source: RefSeq, a predicted model, not a curated record